Molecule: messenger RNA, 2565 nt
Organism: Ornithorhynchus anatinus (platypus)
Lineage: Eukaryota; Metazoa; Chordata; Mammalia; Monotremata; Ornithorhynchidae
Gene: CCKAR
Product: cholecystokinin A receptor
Exons: 5
Coding region: 83-1369 (428 amino acids)
Biological process (GO): neuropeptide signaling pathway
Cellular component (GO): membrane
Molecular function (GO): cholecystokinin receptor activity; neuropeptide receptor activity
Source: RefSeq, a predicted model, not a curated record
UCCUUUGGGAAGAGUCUUUGAGUCCAGCAUAGUUCCCACACCUUUUUCUCCCUCAGGUAAGGCCAGCUGAAGAGACGGAAGAAUGGACACAGUGGAGAGCCUCCUGGUGAGUGGCAAUUUCACUGACACCUGUGAAACCGGACUGAAAAAUGAGACUUUUCUCUGUCUCUUCGACCAGCCUCAUCCUUCUAAAGACUGGAAGCAGUUGGUGAGGAUUCUCUUAUAUUCCCUGAUCUUCCUGCUCAGCGUCCUGGGGAACACCCUGGUGAUCGCUGUGCUGAUCCGGAACAAGCGGAUGAGGACGGUCACGAAUAUAUUUCUGCUCUCGCUGGCUGUCAGUGAUCUGAUGCUCUGCCUCUUCUGCAUGCCUUUUACGCUCAUUCCCAAUCUGAUGGAGGAUUUCAUUUUUGGGAGUGUUGUGUGCAAAACUGCCACCUACUUCAUGGGCAUCUCCGUGAGCGUCUCCACCUUCAGCCUGGUGGCCAUCUCCCUGGAGAGGUACUGUGCCAUCUGCAAACCCUUGCAGUCCAGGGUCCGGCAGACCAAAUCUCACGCCUUGAAGGUGAUCACGGCCACGUGGUGUCUCUCGUUCGCCCUGAUGUCCCCUUACCCGAUCUACAGCAGCUUGGUCCCCUUCACCAAGCACGACAACCAGACGGCAAACAAGUGCCGGGUCCUGCUGCCCAGUGACAUCAUGCAGCAGUCCUGGUACACGUUCCUGUUACUGAUCCUUUUCCUUAUUCCCGGAAUUGUGAUGAUGGUAGCGUAUGGAUUAAUCUCUUUGGAACUAUACAGAGGAAUCAAAUUUGAUGCCAGCCAGAAAAAAACAAUCCACGAAGGGAAGACCAGUAACAGCAGCAGCAGGUAUGAAGACAGGGAUGGGUGCUACCUGCAGAAGACGAAGAAGAGGAGGAAGGUGAAUCUGCAUCCUGUGCCCAGUGGCGAUGGCAGCUCCAAAAUCGAAAGGGUCAGGAGCACCAGCUCGGCCGCCAACCUGAUGGCCAAGAAGCGCGUGAUCCGCAUGCUCGUGGUCAUCGUGGUCCUCUUCUUCCUCUGCUGGACGCCCAUCUUCAGCGCCAACGCCUGGCGGGCCUACGACACCCCGUCGGCCAACCGGUUCCUCUCGGGGGCCCCCAUUUCCUUCAUCCACCUGCUCUCCUACACGUCUGCCUGCGUCAACCCCAUCAUCUACUGCUUCAUGAACAGACGCUUCCGCCUCGGCUUCCUGGACACCUUCUCCUGCUGCCCGCGGCCCCGGCCCCCGGGAGCCAGAGGCGAGACGGGCGAGGAGGAUGAGGGGAGCACGACCGGCGGGUCCCUGUCGAGGGGCUCCUACAGCCACGUGAGCAUAGCCGCUCCUCCCCCUUGAGGCAUCUCCCACUCCCCACCUUCCCCCGUCCCCAGGCACCUCUGGAGGCUGUGGAGCUAGGUUGCUAGAGGAAUUACUCGAGACGGUUUUGUUUUUGUCAACGGGAAGUCCUGUUUUUUUUAGCGUGCGACUUGUCUGGAAAAAAGGGGGAGAGACCCUUUUACCUGAAUGUUCACCUGAAAGGGAAAAGGGGAAGCCGACAUUGAACGGGAGCCCGACGUGGACUGGGUGGGGAUGUUGUCUGAAGCCUAAAUAGAGGGAAUAUGGGAACCUUGGGGAACGGAGGCUCCGGGGAGCUUUCCGAGUGUUAAAACAGCUUAGUGCUUGCUGUUGUGGUCGUGAAGUCGUUACCGUUCUGCCUUCUGAUGCAAAAAUCACAAUCCAAAUAUCCUUUGAAGAGAAAUGUUUUUGGCUUCCUUCAUAUCCAAUACUUGCACCCUGUAUUAUGACUAAAUAUCUGUGACGUGUAAACGUGAAGAGACAAGCCAACGGUUGAUUCUCUCUUACUACAAUUUCAGUACUUUACCAUGGAGGCUUCACCUUCUAUUUUGAGAUAAAUUCUAUUGAACAAGAAUAACUUAGCCCUAGUAAAGGUAAAAGAUAUUCUGCCCCCGCCCCCUCAACCCUGUGAAAGUAAAUUCCAAAGCUGAUUGAAUCUACCGGAGAUUUAAAUUCACAGAACAGUAAUGACAGAAAGCCAGUUUGUUCUCGGGCAAGAGCCCUUCGGGACCACUCAGUGGCUCAAGUCCAGCAUGGACUGUGCCUGCGGUGGUGUGAAAUAACGAGUUCCUCAACUUGAAAUGCUUUUCUUAUCUCUCUGAGAUCACUUAGCAGCCCCCCUUAUUUGGGAGCUGUGAUCUUUGUUCCUGUCCUCCUCCCCAUCCUAUUUCUUGUCUGGCGCCCUCACUGACUUCAGAAGGAAGUCUUUUUUUUCCUUAAAAAACAACAACAAAAAAACAAGAGAAGCAGGUUGGGAGAAUUGGCCAUAGUUAGCUAAAACGAUAGGACAGAAGAAAACCCUUCUGGCUCUUCCUACAAGCAGUCUUCUCAUUCCAAAGAAUCCCUUGGCUUUACCUUACAUUUUCCGUACUGGUUAAUUCUCUGGUGUGUAUAAAUGGAACAUACAAAGAGUAAUGCACGAUGCCCUUUGUUAGUCUCUGUGUUAUCUUAAAUAAAGAACUUGUUCCUGGCUGUUA